This is a messenger RNA of Sesamum indicum (sesame), 1465 nucleotides long. Its product is annotated as NAD(P)-linked oxidoreductase superfamily protein. NCBI's taxonomy places the organism in Eukaryota, Viridiplantae, Streptophyta, Magnoliopsida, Lamiales, Pedaliaceae. The record is from RefSeq and is a predicted model, not a curated record.
AUUCGCUCGAGAUAUGCAGAGUGCUUAAUGGUAUGUGGCAGACCAGCGGCGGCUGGGGUAGAAUCGACAGAGACGACGCCGUUGAGGCCAUGCUUCGGUACGCCGACGCUGGUCUCUCCACCUUCGACAUGGCGGACCACUUUCAAUCAAGAGGAGUGCUAAGUAUAGUAGACUAAUUGGGAAGGGCAAAACGGUUGCAAGGCCAUUUGUAUGCUUGUUAACUGAUGAUAAGCAGCGAGUUGUAGUGAAAAAUGGAAAAGAUUCACUGGACAUUUGCAGAGUGGUUAAUGGAAUGUGGCAGACUAGUGGUGGUUGGGGCAGAAUUGAUCGAGACAAUGCAGUCGAGGCCAUGCUUCGAUACGCAGAUGCUGGACUUAACACUUUCGAUUUGGCUGAUAUAUAUGGACCUGCUGAAGAUCUUUAUGGUAUUUUCAUUAACAGAGUACGUAGAGAGCGCCCACCGGAGUAUCUGGAAAAUGUCAGGGGUCUUACUAAAUGGGUGCCUCCACCGGUCAAGAUGACUAGUAGCUUUGUUCGCGAGAACAUUAAUGUCUCAAGGAAGAGAAUGGAUGUUGCCUCUCUAGACAUGCUUCAGUUUCAUUGGUGGGACUAUUCAAAUCCUGGCUACCUUGAUGCUCUUAAACACCUUACAGAUUUGAAGGAAGAAGGUAAGAUUAAGACAGUUGCUUUGACUAACUUUGAUACGGAGAGGUUGCAAAAGAUUCUGGAGAAUGGGAUUCCAGUUGUUAGCAACCAGGUACAACAUUCAAUUGUUGACAUGCGCCCUCAACAGAAAAUGGCAGAGCUUUGUCAGCUCACUGGAGUUAAACUUAUAACAUACGGAACAGUGAUGGGUGGACUGUUAUCUGAAAAGUUCCUCGACACCAACUUAACAAUUCCUUUUGCUGGCCCUCCACUGAAUACUCCUUCACUGCAGAAGUACAAAAGGAUGGUUGAUGCCUGGGGGGGAUGGAAUCUUUUCCAAGUUUUGCUUCAGACCCUGAAAAGAGUAGCUUCCAAACACGGGGUUUCAAUUCCCGCAGUUGCUGUGAAAUACAUCCUAGAUCAGCAAGCUGUGGCAGGAUCAAUGGUAGGUGUCAGGCUUGGUCUCGCGGAACACAUCAAAGACACCAAUGCUAUCUUUUCCCUUGUUCUUGAUGAAGAAGAUGUAAGCAGCAUAUUGGAAGUUUCAGAGAAAGGCAAAGAUCUCAUGAAAAUAAUCGGCGACUGUGGCGAUGAGUAUAGACGCGUGUAAAGCUGACUGCAUGAUUUGAUAUAUGUUUCUGAAUCACCCAUAUUUGUAGCAAAAAGUGUUUUUUUUUUUUUUUUCCGUCAAAGAAACGUGUUCAUGUAGCAUCUUGUUUUUCUUUGCUUAUUGAUGAUAUCCAAAUGUAAAACUUUUUGUCCGAACCAAGUUCGAAACCUCCAACCAAUCAUAUUACGAGAAUUUUUUUAUUUGAACCAA